Thermothielavioides terrestris NRRL 8126 is the source of this 1461-nucleotide messenger RNA. RefSeq lists its product as uncharacterized. The record is from RefSeq and is a predicted model, not a curated record. Lineage: Eukaryota; Fungi; Ascomycota; Sordariomycetes; Sordariales; Chaetomiaceae. Bases 82 to 1002 code for a protein of 306 amino acids. Gene Ontology annotation, molecular function: DNA-binding transcription factor activity, RNA polymerase II-specific; RNA polymerase II cis-regulatory region sequence-specific DNA binding; zinc ion binding. Gene Ontology annotation, biological process: negative regulation of transcription by RNA polymerase II; positive regulation of transcription by RNA polymerase II. The transcript is spliced from 2 exons.
UCCACGUCCACAUCGGUCAACAAUCACCAGUAUCCCCAGUAUCCUGGACAUCACAGAAUAUCCACCGCCAGCAUGGCAAGUAUGGCUAACCACGACCGCGCAUCCACACAGCCCACCUGCCAGAACUGCGGCACCUCGACAACUCCGCUAUGGCGCCGAGACGAGACGGGCGCCGUGCUCUGCAAUGCUUGCGGCCUCUUCCUCAAGCUCCACGGGCGGCCCAGGCCGAUCUCGCUCAAGACAGACGUGAUCAAGAGCCGCAAUCGCGUCAAGACGAUGAGACCCGACCUUGCAAAGCAAAAGAAGGCGCAGGCCCAACAGCAUGCGAAUCUCCCCCAGCCGGGCGACGUGGGCGGACAAGAUCUCGGCGUCGGCAACGGCGCAACCGGCGUCCGCAGGACCUCGCAAAAGUCGGCCAACGGCGCGAUUGACGACGCGAACUCCCCGAUUUCCCGCACCGGAACGCCCAGCCUCUAUGCUUCGCACAUCGCCCCGAUCUACCAGAACAUCGACGAACAGUUCCAGGCUCAGCACCUGUCUGGCUUUGGCGGGCCCGAUGGCCACGCCCCGUCUCCCAUGAACGGCGACCGGCUGGAUAUGCCACAAACACAUGAGCAGCUUCUGGCGGCAAAUGCCAGUCUGAAGACGCGGGUCAGCGAGCUCGAGGUGAUCCAGCAACUGUACCACGGAAGGAUCCAGCAGCUGGAACAAGAGGAGGCCAGCCGGCAGGCGCGAGAGAAGAACAGCUCCGAGGCCGAGGUGCAGCUGCGGGCCCAGCUGGAGACCAUGAGCAAGGCGCACGCCCAGCUGCAGAACGAGCUGGAGGAGAGUCACCGGAGAGAGAACAUGCUUAAGCGGCGCCUCGACGAGCUUGAGGUCGAGCUCAGCCAGGCCAAGGAGGCUCUCCAAGUCCACGAGAGUGGCCGGGCCAAGAAGGCCCGUGUCGAAGAGCCUGCAACGAGCACGGACGAGACUGCACCAAGCCCGCAACCGGCCUCAUAGCAGACAUCCAGUUUGUCCUAUGCCGCGCUGCGAUUGGCCUGAUGUGGCAGCUGCGGCCAGAUCUGAUGUUGGCCCUUGUGUUUCUCAGCUUUGAACGGGUCUCACAAAAGGAAGCAGUGAAAUCGUCGGAUGGCUGGUUUGGAGCGGGGGUAUUCUUUUCCUACACCCUUCCGUUCUCUUUAUCAGUGGCUUUGUUACGGGAAAAAGCCCGACCUUGCGUUUCGGGCACAAUCAACGGGAGAGAUUGAAGAGCUGCGUCGGGGCUCUCUGGAGAGGCAGGACUACAGGACGGGCUGGGCGGAGUUGUUGGAGUACGGCGAGCAUGAGUGCUAUGAGAUGGGGUUAUAACAGGAAGCAUUAAGGGAAAAUUCCGGGACGGGAAAACCAAAAAAAGUCUUGGUGUGUCAGUGGUGAUACCGAGUAUACUUUCUAAUGCCUCAAUCGAGAGUUCUUCAACGC